AUGCUUCGACGACCGGCUACGAGUCGGAUGUUCUCAGCAUCAGCGACGCCGCGGGGCUUUUUCAAGCAGCUGCUUGGACUGGACUCGCCUGUGGACCCCAACCAGCCCACGGUCGAGAACCGCUUCACCAUGCUGGACCAAUCACCGUACGAUGAUCUGCGCAAGCGGGCCGCUUUCAUCAAGUCUCGCGCCCGCUGCCCCGUCACUGGGCGCCCCGUCAAUUUCACCUGCCCUCUUUCCGGCAUUCCUACCCACGCAGACCGUGCGGCCUGGGAGGCGGACACAGAGUACCACAAAUCCGAGCGGUGGAAGCUGCUGAAAAUGGCCAACUGCUUUGAGCAGGAUCUGCGCUCGGGGCGUGAGUUUCCGGAGCUCGAGUUCCCCGGCCGCGCCGACGACGACCAGAUCACCAACUUUUUGGACUGGUAUACGUUUUUCUACACCCGCAAUUUUUAUUCCAUGGAGAACGAGUUCAACAUGGCGGUAGUUACGAAAAUGCUCACCUAUCCUAUCACUAUGGCGGCCAUCCUUGACGAGUACUCGCCGUACCAGCUCAACCCCAAGGGCCCACUGACCCUGGAAGGUCUGAAAAGUGCAGCGGCCCUGCGCUACACCAUGUUCCCGCAGGACCGGACCAAGGCAUGGCAGGAUCGCCCCAUGCGGUUCUUUAUUCUGGGCGCUCGCAUGGAAUCCCAGCUGCCGUGGCACGCAUGGAUGCAAUUAUCCUUCCUCAUGCCGCACACCAAGUUUGAUCUCGUCUUUGUCGGCCCAGAGGCCUACUACGAUCGCCGCAAGCAAUCGUACCUGUCGUUCGAAGACAAACAUGUUGAACGGGUCGACGAUCAACUGAAGCUGAUCUACUACACCGACUACUUCCACGUGCUCAACGACGCCCAAGACUUUAUGCCCUACGACCCGUACCUGGAUGCUUUCUUCCUGUUCCACCCCGGCCUGGGCGCUCCCGAGGCCAUGGACCAGUGGCAGAAGAGCAUGCCCGGGCUGCUGGAGACCAAGUGUCCUAUCUACGUCACUGGCUUCCACGAGCAGGAUUCCCGGCAGGAUUGGGACUGGCUGCACCGCAACUACGAGGGCCAGUUCGACGCGCUUAUUGAGCCGACCAAAAACAUUUUCCAUUCAACAAAAUGGGAGUUCAACGACCUGAACCCACAGGAGCUGUUCCAGCUCAACCAGCAGCUCUUCGCCAUCCGUGGCAAGCGCUAUUAUGUGUCAUAUAACUAG
Messenger RNA from Wickerhamiella sorbophila, 1239 nucleotides. Its product is annotated as Protein MSS51, mitochondrial. The transcript has a single exon. NCBI's taxonomy places the organism in Eukaryota, Fungi, Ascomycota, Dipodascomycetes, Dipodascales, Trichomonascaceae. Gene Ontology annotation, biological process: mitochondrial respiratory chain complex IV assembly. Gene Ontology annotation, cellular component: extrinsic component of mitochondrial inner membrane. The record is from RefSeq and is a predicted model, not a curated record. Bases 1 to 1239 code for a protein of 412 amino acids.